ACACGUGCGAUGAGAAACUACAUUUUUCCAUCUUUCCAAAGUAUAAAUGUUUACAUUGUGGUAACCAAGGGAGACGACGACAUGCAAUGCGAUAUUUCGUCGUUUUGAAAUCCAAUAUGUCAAAGAAAGACAUAAAAGCUACUUUUCGUGGCAUAGACGAAGCAGAUGUUUGUUGCUAACAUGCGAGAUUUCUAAAUUACCAGCUUGAACGACAGGAAGACAAGUGCUAAAGAAGUAUUAAGCAAACACUAUCUUCGAUUAUAUAAACAAUUUUUUGAGCUAAACCACAUGGCUUCGGGACAAUUGGAAGGGGCAAAGGCACCGUUUUUGAAUGACUACAAACUACAGUUCCUUCAAAAAAGAUUUCCACGAACUUUAACCGGAGGCCUUCGUCUCAAAAUUGGUGCGCCAUUAUAUGUAUAUCUCUACCAGAUUCUCGUGUUUCUAUGGCCAGCGUUACUCGGUGGGAUUUUUACUGUACUGACAGAAUUUGACGUCCUUCAAGAUUACGUGUGUUGUUAUCUAUUUGGCGGGAUUUUAGGGCUGAUAGCCACUUGUAUAUAUCUGUUAAGAAUGUAUUUAUCAAAAAACCUUUAUGCUAAAGGUAGCCAAAGUAGCAGACACAACGUUUUAGCAGAUGAUGAUCAAGUAGACUUUUCAUCUUGUUGUGGUGUGGACACAUUUCUUUAUAUAUUCCCAGCAAAGGCAGCAUUUGCACUGUUGCAUGGCAUCGUCCUUGCGGUUUUAUGUAGUAUGGUAUUUCUGUGCUUGCUACCAUCUCGAUUGCAGAAUCUUGGUUAUGACACUGCCACAACUGUUGUUCUGUUAAUAUUUAACUGGUUGACAUUGUGCAUUGCAAGUCAUUCGUUAAUUAUUGAACCACCACCAGAGACUGCAAUUUUUAGGUCCUUAGACACAGUAGGACUAAAUGCAUUUAUGAGGCCUUUUUAUGUCACUGCAAUUGCUGUAGUGGGUGUCUUAGCAAGACAUUACUCCAGUUUAGAGGAAAUCAGUAAGGUUCUAUAUAUUGUCAUGGCAAUAUUACCACUCCUGUGGACCGUUGGGUUAUUGCCUCCAAUUGAUGCCUUGUUUCCUUGGCUUGGUGAACAGAUAUUGGUGUUUGCAUUGGGUGGUACAUAUAUGGCAUCAGACAGCAGAUUGUUUUUCGCAUUGCUGGUAUCCGUCAUCUCUUUGGUUCCUGCAUAUUUCAUUACCAACUACACUGCACUGAUGACUUACUCAGCCGCAAUUGGAUUCAUUCUUAGUCUGGACAUGUUCCACAUUACCAGCUUUGUUGUAAACAAUAAAACCCACAAACUUCAUCUGUCAACCAUCAUCACUAUUGGAAAGUACAGUAUUCUACUGGUCAUUACAGGCACCGUUGCUGGCAUCACCAGUCAUUUGCAUGAAGAUGCAACUGAAACUAUGUUUGACUCUUUUGGUUAUGUCUUUGUUAUGUUAUUGUUGCUGUUAAAAGUUCUUGGUGACUUGCAAUAUGUCUAUGUUUGCUCAGGACUGACCAGGAAUCCAUUCUUCAUCAACAGUGCCACUUCUGUGGAAAAACUGAAGAAAUUUCAGCAGAAAAUUGGAUACCUUGGCCACAUUUAUAAUGUGUUACUUUCCUAUAUUUGCCCAUUUAUCAUGGUCGCAUUUCUCGGAACAUUUCUCAAAUCUUCGAAAGAUCUUGGUUCGUUUGCAACGGCAUUGGGAACAAUACGAGCUCUGAGAUGGGUUUGGCAGAAUACUUUCAAAUCUCUACUGGAGGUAACAGUAUGUUGUGUGAUUUACUGGAUUGACAUCGGAAGCUCAUGGUGGAACGAUUUAGGUCUUGGCUUGCAACUUAUGGUCAUCGGAAUCAUGACGGACCGGCUCCAUGAACUAAUCACAAAGAUAAAAUUCAUGUUCACGUUAUUCAUCACGUCGUGGACUGAAGCAAAACAACGACAUUCUGCAACAUUACCAACUUUAAUAACAUCGCUUUUGUUUUUCCCGCUAGUUCUGUCAAUUGUAGUCAUUUCGGUCGCUCUAUCAGCUCCGUUGACUCCCAUAUUCUGUUUUCCAAUAUUCUUCGUCGGAUUUCCUCGUCCCAAACGUAUGUGGCCGUCUUUGACAGCGCAGAGCUCAACCGGUAGCGAAGGCUGUGUAUUUUACCAACAACUCGUACCAAAAAUCUGCUCUGAGCUACAAAGCACGAUCGCAAGCGGGAAUCUCGUUACAAAAAGCGAUUAUCUGAUGGUCCGUUACCAAGACAGACUGAUUGUCUUGCAUAUUCUAGAAAAAGGUUAUAGAUACUGUACUUUAAUAGCACGGGGUCUUGAACUGCAGGAGACCUCGUGCCAUACUGUGGAAGCGGCCAGAGUUGAUGAUAUUUUCGAGGAUGUUUUCACCAAGGAAACAAAAACACCAUUUGGGUUGAACUCGUAUCCAUUGCAUACACUAACGCCUCUAAACUGUCUGGUUGUCGAGACUUAUUCAGAUGCUCACAAUGUCCUCACCGGAAUAAUAGACCAGCCGGAGAAUAUUGAAAGGCAGUCCAGCAAUUUCAUAAAAUGUUUGGUUUGGGUUCUGUUGAAAGAGUUGAGCAGAAAUGAGAGAAGCUCUAAGGAUACCGUAGAAAAUCCUGUCGCCUCUGUGGAAAAGCCUGAAGUAAUGGAUUCAAGUGAUGUUGUAAAUCUUCAAGAAGAUAAUAUGGUUGUACAGAAUAAAGAAACCACCUUGUAUGAGGAUUUCCACAGCGAGAAUGUGAAACUUGCCCUUACUAAAGACAAGAAGAGCUCAAAGCCAUCAAAGAUUCUCCUAGACACAGAUUGGUCAGAUAAAGAAUGGUCUGCAAGCGAAUCAAGCGAAGAUGAAGACCAGGACAAAACUAAACCUUUACCCUCCUCAGGGGAAAACCCUCUGGUAAUGUUUGGCCUGCCCGCUCAAGAUAUCGGAAGUCAAACAAGACUUAAUGAUAGUAACCCUCAGAAAUCAGGGAGCGUGUUCCCAAGUAGGAAAAUCACACCUAUAGCCAUGGAGACCAGGGUGGAGGAUGCCCCAUGGGGAGGAGGGGGUAGUGCUGGGGAAGGCAGCGGGCAGCUGUCAAGUUGGAAAAACUUGUUGCAACCAUGCAGCAGGUAUCAAGCACAAGUGCAUUCAGAAUUUCCUGAGGAAUGGUUCAGGUUUGUGAUCAGUAGGAUAAUAAACACAGGCAAUGAAACUGACGCCAAAAACCUCGACGAAGUCAAGACUAGCAUGUUCAGAGACUUGAUCAUGUAUUGUUACGCGGUGAUUAAUGUCUGUGGUUUGCACGGCAGUGUAGUGGAAGCAGGACCUUCACGUAUAACCAAAGUUUUCCAGGAUCGUAUUCCAUGGUCACCGGAGCUGGAUCUGUUGGAGGAAGAUAGUGAAUUAAAGGAAAUCGUUUUGAGAGCUUAUAGGUACGCGUUCAAACUAACCUACGACGAGGCGGUCCUCGGCCCGUUCGACGAUCACGAUGAACUACGUGAGACAUUGAAUGAUUACGACGAAAACUGGUUCAUUGGAGUUGAAAAUAAACCUGGAUGGAACGAAGCGAUAUUAGAAGAAAAAUCAAACCUAUUUACCAUAGGUUAUGACACCGAUCAGGGCACGUAUACAAGUCAUUUGCUUACGAAGCAGGAACUGGCCUUGUACACUGGAACGUUAAACAGCGAAGCCGUGAACGGACAGUGGUCCUCUCUAGCAUUUGAACUACUUUAUUUAACAAACGAUGACGAGGAACGAUACAGUAUCCAAGCUCAUCCGGUAUUGUUGCGAAACCUCACGAUGCAAGCCGCUGAUCCACCGUUAGGCUAUGCCGUGUAUUCGUCUGGACCUGUGCAUCUUUCAUACGGUUUGAUAUAGGUUGAUGUAAACAUGGUUUGAUUCAGGAUGAGUGUUAUUCACGUGAGGUUAAUUAGAUUCAGAAGUCCGGCUCUAUUCCACUGAUCUCUGUAAUAUACAUGGACACUAACCUCGCGCCAUUGGACUGUAAAACAUUUCGUCUUCAAAAGUAAUUUAUUUAUAAAGUUUUUAAAGAAUUACAUUGGUAAUUGGAAUUAGAUUCGAUUUCAAUAGACUUUGGAAAAAGAAAAAGCUUUGUGAAUAAAUUCAUCAUUAAAAUUAUCAAAA
This is a messenger RNA of Dendronephthya gigantea, 4131 nucleotides long. RefSeq names its product pecanex-like protein 4. Gene Ontology annotation, cellular component: membrane. Lineage: Eukaryota; Metazoa; Cnidaria; Anthozoa; Malacalcyonacea; Nephtheidae. The transcript has 8 exons. The record is from RefSeq and is a predicted model, not a curated record. Bases 289 to 3864 code for a protein of 1191 amino acids.